ACUUGCUACGAAAACAAGAGAAGUCAGGAAUCAGGCCAGCCAGACGCAUCCGGUACACGUGACUAGCUAUUCUGUCUAGCCAAACCCAAAUCGUGUUAGAGUCGUCUUGAUCGAGAGAAGUGGAGAUCUACUGGACGAAUGAGAUGACCACAAAAGAAUCUGGUCCCGAGGCUAUGCCGAUUAGACUCUACGCUAAGAGCAACAGCCGAGUGCUGCAUCGUCAUCGCUGCGACACCAAAGCGGUCAGGUCUCUUCCAGCUAACGACCAGCUAAGUCAACAGGUAAUCUGCCUUUAUUUACCCCAGUCCCAGGCCUGCGCCCAUCUGAAAUCGACCUCUUCUGUUCUGUUCCUCCUUCGUUUCAAGUCGUCGAAUAAUAGACACCCCCCGCGACCAGUAUCACCAGUGCCUCGGAACCAGCCCACGACAAGGUAUGUUGGAGCCUCUGUGUGUGUGUGUUUUGUUUUGCAGUCAGCGACCGAGCUUGGGCACCAGCCGAGAAAAGAAGCUUCCGUCUCUCAACCCAUUGACUUCGCAGACCGUGUUUCGCAAUUGUUUGUGCUAACCUCUACUUCUCUUUAAAGGCAGGUUGACCCCGGAUCCGAUUCUCGAACCCACGACUCGACUGUCUGCUACAAUAAUCUACCCGUAACCCUCUACAUACAUAAUCCCUCGCAAUGGCUGGAGGUGGUCUUCGUAAGCUCCCCCGAACUUGGCAGAUGCGUUGAUUUGGAUUGGACUCUUUUCGUACUGGCUACGGUACUGUGCAGUGCAAAUGCUGAUUUGGUCUAAAGGCGGUGCCUUGGGCAUUGCGUCCCUCGUCCUCAUUGGAGGCGCUCUCGUGUUGAUGUUCUUCGUCGUCCUCAGCGGAGUCAAGGAUGCGACACCCCUCAACAAAUCGUGGUUCCUCAAAGCCGAUACCUCUUCAUUCCCCGGAUCCGGGCGCGCGGAAUCAUAUUGGACAUUCUGGAAGGUGUGCGCAAAUGGCGGAGGAGAUUGCGGCAAGACGGUUCCUGCUAUGCCAAUUGGCGCUGCGUGGGUUGGCGGUUCGCAGGGCGUCCCAGCUGGAUUGACUGGCUCUCAUUACAAGAGUACCACCAGCACGUACUACUACUAUCUCUGGAGAUUUGGCUGGGUUUUCUACCUCAUGUCCAUCGCUUUCACAAGCGUCACUUUCCUCUUGAGCCUACUCGCUCCAUGCAGUCGCCUCGCAUCCGGUCUAUCUGGCAGUUUCCUAGCAUUCUCCCUUUUCUGGUACUCCCUCGCAGCUGCAUUGAUGACUGUCGUCUUCGUCAAGGCCCGCGAUGAGUUCCGUAGCGCAGGAAUCAGCGCUUCCCUCGGCCGCUACGCUUUUGGUUUCACCUGGGGCGCCUGGUUUGCCAUGGCUAUCGCGACCGUCUUCCUCUUCAUGGGCUGUGGAGUCAGCCGCAAGGGUGACGACAAUGUCCGUAGCUCCAAGCGAGGCGGAGGAAUCCCCUUCUUCAGACGUAACCGCAGCAGACGCUCUACUCGUGGUUCAUUCAUUGAGAGCGAGAGCCAGCGUCGUGUCAAGGAAGAAUACUAGAUGCGCUUCUACGGAUCUGAUUCGUGGAUGUCGAGUCGAGUUGGGAUGUUGAGUAGAGAAGGGAUGGGAAAGGUGCAGUUACGACAUGGAUAUGAACGACUACCCACGGCCUUCCAACUAUCUACACGGCCACACUGGACUGGAUAUGGGACAUUUUGGAAGAAAUUGAUCAUCAUCAUCACCGAGAAUGAUUGGAUGACGGAUUGGGUAUUGGAUUGGAACUGGACUGGAUAGGGGAGUAUGUGGGUGACGUGUUGCAAUUUUGUACAUUAUCUCGCAUUUGGAGUUGUUGCUCUCCUCUCUUGUCGAGGGAGGGGAGUUGUGCGAUGCGAUAUCUGCUGUGCUUGCGUUGGCUUAUAUCUUUCGAAAAAGGCG
Cadophora gregata is the source of this 1938-nucleotide messenger RNA. RefSeq lists its product as uncharacterized. Gene Ontology annotation, biological process: septin cytoskeleton organization; cortical actin cytoskeleton organization; endocytosis. NCBI's taxonomy places the organism in Eukaryota, Fungi, Ascomycota, Leotiomycetes, Helotiales, Ploettnerulaceae. Gene Ontology annotation, cellular component: cell cortex; plasma membrane; membrane raft. The transcript has 3 exons. The record is from RefSeq and is a predicted model, not a curated record. The coding region runs from base 775 to 1563 and encodes 262 amino acids.